Molecule: messenger RNA, 3099 nt
Organism: Closterium sp. Yama58-4
Lineage: Eukaryota; Viridiplantae; Streptophyta; Zygnematophyceae; Desmidiales; Closteriaceae
Source: the annotation of a GenBank genome assembly
AUGACCGUUAGACUCCGAUAUCUGGCGCUGUUACUCGGAAUUCUAUGGAUCGCCCUAUCUCACUCUGUCCCAGUCGCCUCCGCCAAGAACCCGCUUUACAUCGUCCGCCUCCGCUCCGCGCCUCCGCUCACCGCGUAUCGCGGCGGGAUUCCCGGAUACCCCGCGACCGCGGUGUGGGCCGAUGACCCCGACGACGACGGCGACGGAGGCGAUUCGUCUGACGGGCUUAUCGCCACGUCCGCAAAUGCCGCCGUCACUGCCGCCGCGACUGCCGCCGAGACUGUAGCCGCAACCGCCGCAAUCUUGAACAUCUCCAACGGACCCUUCGCCACCGCAGCGUCCGCUGGCGUCUCCGCCGCCGCCGCCGCCGCCGCGGGGGGGAACCAGCGUCCGCGCAUCAACAUGCGCGCGGCGCACGUGACGGCGUUCGCGCAGCUGCUGCAGCGGCAGCAGGCGCAAGUUGCGGCGGACGCGGAGGUCGCGGCGGGUCAAGUCCUCUAUAACUUCCGCCACACCACCAACGGGUUCGCGGCACCGCUCACGCCCGCGCAGCUGCGGAGGUUAAGGCGGCACCCGUCCGUCGCGUCGGUGCGGCGGAGCCGCGUGUUCCGCAAGCUGACGACGUCGUCACCCACGUUCUUGGGAUUGCCGGGCAGCGUGUGGCCCGCCGUGGGCGGGCGCAGCAAGGCGGGCGCGGGGAUGGUGAUUGGGAUCGUCGACACGGGUGUGUGGCCGGAACACCCGUCGUUCAGUGGAGGGGUGAGUGAAGAUGAGAGGCUUCGCAGCAGCGCGCCCGGCAGGGUGGGCGGGAACGUACCAGAAGACAUCCGAUUUCUCCUCCUGCGGCAACAAGCUCAUCUUCUCUCCUUCACCCUCCCCCCUCCUCCCCCCUCCUCCCCCCUCCUCCUCCCUCUGCAGGGCUUCGCAGCAGCGCGCCCGGCAGGGUGGGCGGGAACGUGCAAGAAGACAUCCGAUUUCCCCGCGUGCAGCAACAAGCUCAUCGGCGCGCGCUACUUCGUCUCGGGCUUUCAAAGCGAGAACGGCCGCCCGGACCUCACGUACGACUGGCUGUCCCCUCGCGAUGCUGCUGGCCACGGCACCUGGUGUGCGGGAGCUGCAGCGAGCAACAGCGGCGUGUCAUUUGGCCAGGCUGGCACGGCAUCAGGCAUGGCGCCAGCAGCGCGCCUGGCGGUCUACAAGGUCUUCUGGACGAGCUACGGCGACCAGUUUGCUACAGAGGCGGACAUAAUCGCCGCCACCAACCAGGCUGUAGCGGACGGUGUGGAUGUGCUCUCGCUCUCCCUGGGCGGCAGCAGUGCUGACGCGACCUAUUUCGACGACAUUCCGUUUCUGAAUGCCAACACGGCGGGCGUGUUUGUGGCGUUUGCGGCGGGCAAUUCCGGGCGGCCGAGUAGCGGGAGCAGCUUCAGCAGAUAUCGCACCAUCAGCAACUUCUCUCCAUUCUACCUCACAGUGGGGGCCAGCACCAUCCAACGAGGGGGUGUGUCUCUCGCCAGACGGGCUCCGACCAGAAAAGCCGCUUCUGCGGGCAAAGCUGCUGUGGCCGCUUCAAACCACUCUAGGUAUACUGUUGUGCACAGGUUUGGGACUGACUCCUCACGCCUUCCCCGUUCCCCCUCCACGCCCUCCCUUUCUUUCCCCUCCGCGCCCUCCCUUUCUUUCCCCUCCGCGCCCUCCCUUUCUUUCCCCUCCACGCCCUCCCUUUCUUUCCCCUCCACGCCCUCCCUUUCUUUCCCCUCCACGCCCUCCCUUUCUUUCCCCUCCACGCCCUCCCUUUCUUUCCCCUCCACGCCCUCCCUUUCUUUCCCCUCCACGCCCUCCCUUUCUUUCCCCUCCACGCCCUCCCUUUCUUUCCCCUCCACGCCCUCCCUUUCUUUCCCCUCCACGCCCUCCCUUUCUUUCCCCUCCACGCCCUCCCUUUCUUUCCCCUCCACGCCCUCCCUUUCUUUCCCCUCCACGCCCUCCCUUUCUUUCCCCUCCACGCCCUCCCUUUCUUUCCCCUCCACGCCCUCCCUUUCUUUCCCCUCCACGCCCUCCCUUUCUUUCCCCUCCACGCCCUCCCUUUCUUUCCCCUCCACGCCCUCCCUUUCUUUCCCCUCCACGCCCUCCCUUUCUUUCCCCUCCGCGCCCUCCCUUUCUUUCCCCUCCACCAGCACAACGCAAUCUACCCCAUCCGCAACGCCCUCCCCCACCACCAAACCCACCACCCAAAGCAACCCCACCACAACCGCCACAUCUCCCCGCCGCACCGCCGCCACCGCCGCCCCCGUUGUCGCCUCCUUCUCCUCCUCGGGCCCUCUCGUCCGCCCAUGGACCGUCUCCCAAGGCGCCCAGGCCACCAACGCCAUCUUAAAGCCCGACAUUGUCGGUCCAGGGGUUGCUCUCUUCUCCGCGUGGGUCGGCUCUGACGUGGGCGAUAAGGGCAGCUACGCGCAGCUGUCGGGGACGUCGAUGGCGACGCCUCACUUGGCGGGCAUUGCUGCUCUCAUCAUGCAGAAGUAUCCCAAGUGGAGCCCCGCGCAGGUCAUGUCGGCCAUUAUGACCACCGCCAAGACCACCAACACGGCAGGAACUGCCAUUAAGAACGCAUACGGAUCGGUGGCAACGCCUUGGGAGAUCGGCGCGGGCCAUGUGUUCCCGCCCAAGGUUCUCGACCCAGGGCUUACAUAUGACGCCAGGCAAGCCCAGUACCGGAAUUUUCUCGCUGGGAUGAGCCUUUCAACGGCUCAGUUGGAGUUUCCCGGGGCUAAUCUAUCGCCCAUAGCUCCCCGGAAUCUCAACCGGGCCAGCAUCUCGGUUGCGCGGUUGCGAGGGUCUGUGGUGGUUAAGCGGAUCGUUACAAAUGUCGCAGCUUCUGCUUCGACGUAUACGGCUGCUGUUGUCGCUCCUGCUGGGGUGUCUGUGACUGUGACUCCCAAGAGCUUCACUAUACAAUCAGGAGCAAGGGUGGUGUAUAAAGUGAAUUUGAAGGUUACUAGAGUCUAUGAGAACUUCCAAUUCGGAAGCAUUACUUGGACGGACGGUAAGGGGCACUCGGUUAGGUCUGUGCUUGCUGUACAGCCGUCAGUCUUAGCUUAG